Messenger RNA from Vitrella brassicaformis, 1675 nucleotides. NCBI's taxonomy places the organism in Eukaryota, Vitrellaceae. The record is from the annotation of a GenBank genome assembly.
GCCGGUCGGUCCUUGUUUCGUGAAUGACAGUCUUCACUUCACAGCUGGAUUGAUCCCAUUCACGCUUGUCACUGCGCCGGCUGACAAGUGAAGAGCAUGAAAUGGGUCAAUCCAGCCGAGGAAUGGAGACACAGAGAGGCAGGGCACGUACGGGAAAGACAAUCACUGACACAUGAGUCAGCAUGCAGCAAACACGUCAAGCCGCCCGCCCGCCCUGGGCAACCAGUCAGCUAUCGACAGAAACGUAUGCACGCAGGCAGUGGCUGCGGAGACAGCCGUGCCCGCUGAUCAGUCUUGUGGUCUUGUGGUGUGCUGGCAAUCGAAGGACUGAUCGAAGCAGCAGAGACAGACUGUCAGUGCAUUCAUGCCUUCACACGGUGCAUUCAUCCGCUGUAAGAGAGAGAUUGAUUGAUGGCCUCCACACAGCGGACAUACACACAUCACACACACACACACACCACGUGGAGGCGGGUGGGACGUAGGUGUGUGUGUCGGCAGAGAAGGAACGGCCGGGAGGAAUGCAUGGAUGUCGAGGCUCAUGGAAAUCCAUAUGGAUGAUCAGACACGCACCUUACUGUCACUGCACGCACGUCCCCUACGCAGAAAGAGUGCACCAGCACUUCCCUUCACCCACACCCACCCAUCCAUCCACACCACACACUGAUCCUUCAAGGAAGCAAGAGUGUGAAAACGACCCAUCGACACGCAGAUUGCAUCACCCAGCCCCCACACGCCAGACACGAUGUUCCCCACAGAAAGCUAGGCACCCAUCGACAUGUCAUGAAUGCGUUGGCAGCCUCACCAGCUGCAGCUCUACUCGUGGAGGGUACCCCUCCUCAUCGUCGUCAUCGUCGUCCCCCGCCCUGCUCAAAUCGGCAAUCAGCCCAUAGUGGGCUUUCUCUGCCUGAUCGAUGCACUGCUCCACUUCUCUACGGAACUCGGCCUCUCUGCCCUCGCCCCCCUCCCGAUCGUGCAGAGAAGUCAGAUAGACAGUCGCUUUCAGACAGACAGUCGCAGGCCGCACAGCAGCGAUCAAAGCGACGCCAGACGCAAGCCCACUCAUCGUGUUGCUAUUGAUCACUUCGACAGUCAUGGAGGCGAUGUGAGGGUAUCGGGCGCAGUCAGAGAUGGCAAGCACCUCUGAGCUACACACCGAGGCCCUCGUCUGCACCUUGACGCUCUCUAGCUUGGCAGUGGGGGGCAGCUGCGAUAGGCAAAACGCUGCCACGCCCAGGUUCGGCAAACGUGUCAGACUGACUGUCGUGAGCCUGUCUAAGGUGCCCAGCAAUGUGCCUGGGCCAUCGAGCCCGACAGGCACGCCGUCACACACACCCAGAUCGAGAACGAGGCUGGUGAUGUUGGGCAGAUGGCGAUUGCCACCGGUGGUGUCGCUCUUGGCUGCCAUCCACUGCGGCACACUCGACAAGGCCCGGGAUGACGUCAGCCCCCUCACAGACAGCGUGGUGGCCUUGGUGAAGACCAGCAGGCCGGCCCAUGACUGGUCCAGAGGCCUCCCGCCACACCGCAGAGUCACCUGGCCGGACAAGACAGACGGACGGACGGACGGACAGGCAGACAUACAGAUAGUACGCAGGAACCGAUGUGCGUCCCUUUGAGGCCUCCUGUCUUGUGUGUUGCUCACCUCAUCGGCCGUGCUACACAUGUCUUUGAUCAU